AUGGCUCCGAAUGGGCCUCGGGCGCAGACGACUGUCAAAGAUGCCGACAAGCUACCUCCUCAACCACCUAUCCCCGAAGGCGUCGUCGCUCUCGAUCAUGCCGAACCACCCAAGGGUCCGCACCCUGGUCACGUCCAGGUCGCAUGUCUAUUUACCCUCGAACAGAAGCUGCAGCGCAUGUUGAAAGAGCACGGAUGCGAACCGGCCAGAGAAGACACGUACCGGCUGCAAGGCGUGCAGCUGCUGGACAACGUCCGCGAGUACCUUCACCUGCCAGUGCGCACCUUUGAUACGGCGUGCUUCUAUUUCCACCUUUUUCGUCUCUGCCAUAGGGAUGCCGAGUACAACUACCAGGAUGCCGCCCUCGCUUCCCUAUUCUUAGCCUGCAAGGUUGAGGACACCAUCAAAAAAUCAAAAGAGAUCUUGUGUGCUGCGUACAACAUUAAGAAUGCCGAGUUCACAACCACACAGGAUGACAAGAUGUUCGAACAGCCGUCCAAGAUAGUGAUAGGACUAGAGCGUCUGAUCCUGGAGACGAUCGGCUUCGACUUUCGCAGUCGGUACGCGCAAAAGUACUUUGUCAAGGCGAUCAAGACAAUUCUGGGCCCCUCGGCGACAAAGGCGUUUUUUGCGACGACGUACGACAUGGGCAUCGACCUACACAAGACGUUUGCGCCGAUCAAGCAGACCACCUGGACAAUGGCCCUGGCUGUGACUGAGCUCACGGCGCUCGUCACAGGGGCACACAUUGAUGCGGUGCAAAAGGUCAAGCCGUCCGACUGGCACACGACCCGCGCCGACAUUGUCGAGACGAUGCUGGAUCUCCUCGACCUCUACACCCAGCACCCCAAAUCGACAAAAGUGGGCUCGCUGUACGAAGAGCAGCACUUUUUCGACAUCAAGAGAAAGGUCAUGGCGGAAGUGGACACAGGCAUCAAGGAGAAUGGCGCCGACAGGGGCAGCAAGAUCAGCCGCUACCUCGUCUGGUGUGAACAAUGCAAGGUGGAUGAGCCACAGCCGGGUUUCACGCCCGCCAUUACCCCCAGCUUCACCCCAAGCUUCACUCCCGGCUCGCCCGCCACGACGGGCUCGGCGCCGGGGAGCAACCCUGCCGUCAAGCGCAGCACACGCGGCACCGAGGGCACGAUGCGCUUCGUUUUCGACAUGGAUCAGGCCAAGGUCGAGAAGAAGGCUGUGGACUCAUACUUGCACGAAGAGUAUGACGAUGUUGAAAUCGAUCGGGUUGAGGCGAUUCCCGAGGCUGAGCGUCAGCAGCAGCAGCAGCAGCACCACCACCACCAACAACAGCAUCGUGAAAGGAGACACGAAGGUGGUCGCGGCGGUCCCUACUCGCGAAAUAACAACCGUGAUCGUCGUAAGGGAGGACCGCGGUUUUACUGA
This is a messenger RNA of Verticillium nonalfalfae, 1401 nucleotides long. RefSeq lists its product as uncharacterized. The coding region runs from base 1 to 1401 and encodes 466 amino acids. The record is from RefSeq and is a predicted model, not a curated record. Lineage: Eukaryota; Fungi; Ascomycota; Sordariomycetes; Glomerellales; Plectosphaerellaceae. Gene Ontology annotation, biological process: positive regulation of DNA-templated transcription, elongation; regulation of transcription by RNA polymerase II. Gene Ontology annotation, cellular component: nucleus; cyclin/CDK positive transcription elongation factor complex. The transcript has 3 exons. Gene Ontology annotation, molecular function: cyclin-dependent protein serine/threonine kinase activator activity.